Penicillium nucicola is the source of this 1428-nucleotide messenger RNA. RefSeq names its product mercuric reductase. Gene Ontology annotation, molecular function: oxidoreductase activity; flavin adenine dinucleotide binding. The transcript has a single exon. NCBI's taxonomy places the organism in Eukaryota, Fungi, Ascomycota, Eurotiomycetes, Eurotiales, Aspergillaceae. Bases 1 to 1428 code for a protein of 475 amino acids. The record is from RefSeq and is a predicted model, not a curated record.
AUGGCAACACUCUCAGAGUACGACGCCAUAGUCAUUGGCUCCGGUCAAUCCGGGACGCCUCUGGCUGUCGCAUUUGCGAAAGCGGGACAGAGAACAGCCCUGAUUGAACGUAAAAACAUCGGUGGAAGCUGUAUCAAUGAAGGCUGUACGCCUACAAAAACGUUAAUUGCCUCAGGUCGCAUCGCCUACCUAGUUCGCCGGGGACUCGAUUAUGGUAUACAAACUGGUGAGCGCAGCGCCAGCGGGAAUACAGCCUUGGUCGAUAUGAUCAAGGUCCGCCAACGAAAACGCAAUAUCGUCGCUUCAUUCCGCGGUGGCAGUGAGACUAAGAUAGAAGAUGCUGGUGUGGAUCUUCUCAGAGGUGAAGCUACAUUCGUGUGCGAGAAGACACUUGAGGUCAAAGAUAGUGGCGGCAACGUAAGAACUAUCCAUGGUCAGAAGAUAUUCAUCAAUACGGGAGAACGACCAGCACCGCCACUCCUUGAAGGAAUCCGCUCGGUUGAUCAAAAACGAGUAUUAGAUUCCACAUCAAUUCAAGAGCUAGACGAGGUCCCUGGUCACCUUGUUGUGAUUGGAGGAGGAUACGUCGGGGUGGAAUUCGCACAACUGUUUCGCAGACUUGGUGCACAGGUCACAGUAAUCCAGCGUGGAACACAAUUACUACCGCGCGAGGACAAAGAAAUCUCUCAUCUGCUCCAAGACAUCUUUCGAGAGGACGGAGUUUCAGUACACUUGAACUCCGACAGUGUCAGAAUUGUGCCAUCGCAUAACGGGUUCACUCUUGAUCUACACACCAACAAUGGUGAUCAAACAGUCGAAGGAACGCACAUUUUAUUCGCUACUGGCCGCAUUCCAAAUACAGACCGGCUGAAGCCAGAAGCUGCCGGUAUCGAAACUGACAAAAAAGGAUAUAUUCAAACCGACGGGUACCUGCAGACUUCUUCCCCUUCGAUCUUUGCCAUGGGCGACGUGAAAGGACCUCCCGCGUUCACGCAUAUCUCAUACGAUGAUUUCCGCAUUCUUCGGUCUAACCUGCUUACAUCGCCACCCACAAGGCUCUCUAUCAAAGACCGCAUUGUCCCCUACGUGGUCUUUACCGAUCCUCAGCUAGCACACGUCGGUCUUCAUGAGAAGGAAGCUCGGGUCAAAUUCCCAAAUAGGAAGAUUCAAACUGCAAAAAUGCCCAUGGCAUAUGUGGCGCGUGCGUUAGAAACGGACGAGUCGAGAGGGAUGAUGAAGGCUGUCGUGGAUGGUGACACGGGGUUGAUUCUAGGAUUUACUUGCUUGGGCGUCGAGGGUGGCGAAAUCAUGAGCACCGUGCAAAUUGCGAUGGUCGGAAAUGUUCCUUAUCAAAAGUUGCAAGAUGCUGUCUUGGCCCAUCCAACUCUAGCAGAGAGUCUGAACAACAUUUGGGCAUCUUUGGAGUGA